Maylandia zebra (zebra mbuna) is the source of this 2262-nucleotide messenger RNA. NCBI's taxonomy places the organism in Eukaryota, Metazoa, Chordata, Actinopteri, Cichliformes, Cichlidae. The record is from RefSeq and is a predicted model, not a curated record.
ACUCAUGCCUGGAAGUUUUGACUGCUGUCUCUUCACAAACUAGCUAACGUUAGCUUGCUAAAGUGACGCACUUGGUGGAUUAGGAUGUUAAGACUAGCAUGGCGUCGGUCGGCGUCCAAACAUAGCCGCGCGGGACCUACAUGCGUGUUAACUGCAGCUUAUUCGGGAGCGUAUAGUCCACAGCAGAAAUCACAGGGUGACUUAAGGUGUUUCAGACAAAUUCCCCACCCACCAAGCGACAGGUCACCGCUCCUCCAUCCCCGGGCGGCCUGCUACCUCAGGUAUCCAUGGGGGAAGGAUGCUUUUGACAAAGCAAAGAAUGAAGACAAACCCAUCUUUUUAUCCGUGGGCUAUUCCACAUGCCAUUGGUGCCAUGUUAUGGAGAGGGAGUCCUUCGAGGACGAGGAAAUUGGCAAAAUCCUUAGUGAAAACUUCAUCUGCAUCAAGCUAGACAGAGAAGAGAGGCCUGAUGUGGAUAAGGUCUACAUGACCUUUGUGCAGGCAACAAGUGGAGGUGGUGGUUGGCCUAUGAGUGUGUGGUUGACUCCUGAACUUCGACCUUUCAUUGGAGGCACCUACUUCCCUCCCAGAGACCGUGGAGGUAGACCUGGGUUCAAGACGGUCCUCACCAGAAUCAUAGAUCAGUGGCAGAAUAAUCGUCCUGCUUUGGAGUCCAGUGGGGAGAGGAUCAUUGAGGCCCUGAAAAAAGGCACAACCAUCACUGCAAACGCAGGCCAAAGUCCUCCACUGGCUCCAGACGUGGCUAAUCGCUGCUUCCAGCAGCUCGCCCAUUCCUAUGAGGAAGAGUAUGGAGGCUUUAGAGACGCUCCAAAGUUCCCCUCACCAGUGAAUCUGAUGUUCCUCAUGUCCUAUUGGACUGUGAAUCGCUCCACAUUGGAAGGGGUCGAGGCUCUCCAGAUGGCCUUGCACACGCUUCGCAUGAUGGCGCUGGGAGGCAUCCAUGACCACAUUGCACAGGGUUUUCAUCGUUACUCCACAGACUCCUCCUGGCAUGUUCCUCACUUUGAGAAGAUGUUGUACGACCAGGCUCAGCUGGCUGUUGCCUACAUAACAGCUUCCCAGGUUUCAGGUGAGCAGUUUUUUGCAGAAGUGGCUAAGGAUGUACUGCUUUACGUCUCCAGAGACCUGAGCGACAAGUCUGGGGGCUUCUACAGUGCAGAGGAUGCAGACUCUGUCCCGGCUUCGGGGGGACCAGAAAAGCGAGAGGGGGCUUUCUGCGUGUGGACAGCCUCUGAAGUUCGGGAGCUCUUACCAGACGUGGUGGAGGGCACCGCUGGUAAUGCUACGCUGGCUGACAUCUUUAUGCAUCACUAUGGGGUCAAAGAGCAAGGCAAUGUUGCUCCAGAACAGGACCCCCACGGGGAGCUGCAGGGCCAGAAUGUGCUGAUCGUGCGUUAUUCAGUCGAGUUAACAGCUGCUCGCUUUGGCAUCACUGUCGAGAAAGUCAAUGAGCUCCUGGCCUCUGCCAGAGCCAAAAUGGCCGUAGUGAGAAAGAGUCGGCCACGCCCUCAUCUGGACACCAAGAUGUUGGCCUCCUGGAAUGGCCUGAUGCUGUCGGCCUACGCUCGCGUCGGAGCUGUGCUGGGAGACAAGGACUUGGUGGAGAGAGCAGUGAAGGCUGGGGGUUUCCUAAAGGAGCACCUGUGGGACGCUAAGCAGCAGACCAUCCUUCGAUCUUGUUACCGUGGAGACCAGAUGGAGGUGCAACAGAUAUCUCCGUCUAUCUCUGGCUUCCUGGAUGACUAUGCCUUCAUCAUAUGUGGUUUGCUGGACCUGUACGAGGCCACGCUACAAACAGAGUGGCUGCAGUGGGCUGAGGAGCUGCAGCUGAGGCAGGACGUGUUGUUCUGGGAUGAUCAGGGCAGAGGCUACUUCUGCAGUGAUCCCACUGACAGCACAGUACUGCUGCAGCUGAAAGAGGAUGAGGAUGGAGCUGAGCCCAGUGCUAACUCAGUCUCAGCGUUCAACCUCCUUCGUCUGUCCCACUACACUGGAAGACAGGAGUGGCUCCAGAAGUCCCAGCAGCUACUGACGGCAUUCUCUGACCGUCUGACCACUGUUCCCAUAGCCUUGCCUGAAAUGGUGCGAGCUCUUAUGGCCCAGCACUACACACUUAAACAGAUUGUGAUCUGUGGCCAGAGGGAUGCUCCAGAUACCACAAGUCUCCUAGCAGCAGUCAAGUCCCUCUUCCUCCCAUAUAAGGUAAGCUUUCAACAUCAUGUUUGAUUGAAAGUGAUGCAU